Messenger RNA from Lotus japonicus, 1627 nucleotides. RefSeq names its product omega-hydroxypalmitate O-feruloyl transferase-like. NCBI's taxonomy places the organism in Eukaryota, Viridiplantae, Streptophyta, Magnoliopsida, Fabales, Fabaceae. The transcript is spliced from 3 exons. Bases 128 to 1426 code for a protein of 432 amino acids. The record is from RefSeq and is a predicted model, not a curated record. Gene Ontology annotation, molecular function: acyltransferase activity, transferring groups other than amino-acyl groups.
UGUUUGAAUAUCACACUCCAUCAAUAUCAUACAUAUAUAGCUGCCAACUUCUCUUAAGCAGACUCACUCGUAUCAUAUAUUCAUUUUCUGUGAAGGACAGUCACCAAGGUUAAUUAAGGAGCUUGAGAUGGAAAACCUCAAUGAAAAUGGCUUCCAACUUAGUGUGAAGCUGAGUGAACCAGCUCUGGUUCUUCCUGCAGAAGAAACAAAGAAAGGCAUGUACUUUCUGUCCAACCUUGACCAGAACAUUGCAGUGAUUAUUAGAACAGUUUAUUGCUUCAAAACUGCUGAGAAAGGGAAUGAGAAGGCUGGGGAAGUUAUCAAGAGUGCUUUGAAGAAGGUUCUGGUUCACUAUUACCCUCUUGCUGGGAGGCUGAGUAUAAGUCCAGAGGGUAAGCUAAUUGUGGAGUGCACAGGGGAGGGUGCUCUGUUUGUGGAGGCUGAAGCAAAUUGUUCACUGGAAGAGAUUGGUGAUAUCACAAAGCCUGACCCUGGGACUCUUGGUAAGCUGGUUUAUGAUAUUCCUGGUGCAAAGCACAUCCUUCAAAUGCCUCCUUUGGUUGCUCAGGUGACCAAGUUCAAAUGUGGAGGCUUUUCUCUUGGUCUGUGCAUGAACCACUGCAUGUUUGAUGGCAUUGGAGCUAUGGAGUUUGUGAAUUCAUGGGGUGAAGCAGCAAGAGCUCUACCCCUCUCUAUUCCCCCAAUCCUAGACAGGAGCAUCCUCAAGGCAAGAAACCCACCAAAGAUAGAGCACCUGCACCAAGAAUUUGCAGACAUUGAAGACAAAUCCAACACCAACACCUUAUAUGAAGAUGAAAUGCUCUACAGGUCCUUCUGUUUUGACCCUGAGAAGUUAAAGCAACUGAAAAUGAAAGCCAUGGAAGAUGGUGCUCUUGAAUCCUGCACAACUUUUGAAGUCCUCUCAGCAUUUGUAUGGAUAGCAAGAACCAAAGCACUCAAAUUGCUGCCAGAGCAGGAAACAAAGCUCCUCUUUGCUGUUGAUGGAAGAAAAAAUUUUACCCCUCCUCUCCCAAAAGGGUACUUUGGGAAUGGAAUUGUUUUAACAAACUCUGUGUGCCAAGCAGGGGAAUUGUCAGAGAAGAAGCUGUCACAUGCUGUGAGGCUGAUUCAAGAUGCAGUGAAGAUGGUCACAGACAGUUACAUGAGAUCUGCUAUUGAUUAUUUUGAGGUCACAAGAGCAAGGCCUUCUCUGGCUUGCACUCUUCUGAUUACUACUUGGUCUAGGCUUGGAUUUCAUACUACUGAUUUUGGAUGGGGGGAGCCUGUUCUGUCAGGGCCUGUGUCACUGCCUGAGAAGGAAGUGAUUCUAUUCCUUUCUCAUGGGCAAGAGAGGAGGAACAUUAAUGUGCUUCUGGGUUUGCCUGCUUCUGUCAUGAAGAUCUUCCAGGAUUUGAUGCAGAUAUAGCCAAAUAGGGCCCUAUAUGUUAUAUGAUUAUGUUCAUUUAAUGGAUUCUGUUAUUUCCAAAAGAAAAGAGCACUUGUUCGGUUUUUGAAUAUAUUGGUUCUGAUCAAUAACCAACCCCUUCCUUAAUUAUAUUUGUUGAAGUUAGUUUAAUGUCCUACUUUGUAAUUUCAUAAUGCAGAAGUACAUUUGUUCAUCAAACAC